AUGGCUACUGUACCCGGUACGCCACGGGUGAAUGGGGGUGAGGACCGAAGAAGCUACGAGUUUACGCCCAUCGGAUACGUGAGAAAUGGAGACGAAACCGGUGAUAAGGCAGCGCACAAUGUUGACGGGAGAAAACGCAGGUCUAAUGAGCAUCUGAUACUGGAAGAGCAAGAUGAAGAUGAGGAUGAACCUGCAAAGAAGAGCAGACGGUAUUAUCACGACCGUCACGACGAUACAUUGAACUCGACGCGACUGUUUAACGAGUCGUCGUUCGACGACUCGAUUCCGUCGCAAUUGCCAAUGCAAAACGGCAAGAUGUCCAGUAUGGGCAAAGCACCGGAGCUCACAGAGCCGAGCAGCUCAAACCCGUUGAAAGAACAAGAGGAAUCGCUAUACAGGCUGAACACAGAGAACUAUAACCUGCGGGUGCGGUGCAACAGCCUUUUGAAGUUUCUGAACAAUGUAACGGACGAGGGCGAGCUACGACAGAAUUUGGAGCUCUUAGACGAGCUGCAGGAGUGGAAGAAUAAGUAUCAAUCGCUGAGUCGGGGCUACCGCGAUUUGCAGGCGAAAAUAGACAGUGAAGAGGGCAAAGAUAGUGCUUUAGGCGCUACGGGCGCCAAAGACUCCACAGACCAACUACGGCAAGAGAACACACGACUCACACAGCGGAGUGAACAUCUCGAGCAGCGUGUCUCGGAGCUCUUGUCGCAAAUAUCCGAGGUUGAGAAAGUCGCACAGGUCCGUGAGGAGCAAAGACAUGCACAGGCAGAACUAGCAAAAUCGAUCACGCGGGACCACGACGUGGAAACUGCACGUCUGCAACGAGAACUCCAGGAAGCGAAGGCCAAGAUCCAUCGGCUUGAGAGCGAUCUACAGGAGUUCGAUCAUCAAGGUGGCUCUUUGCUGGCGCUUGAAAAACAGCUGGACCUGAAAAACGAGGGAAUUACGAAUUUGGAGACUCAGCUAAAGGAAGUGACGCACGUACGCCAGAAACUGGAGCAAGAAUUGGCGACGCAAAGAGUGGCGCACGACAGUUAUGUGCGUGACACUGAACAGAGGUUGAAAGAACUAGCAACAGCCGGAGAUGCCCCACGAGCGCAGCUUCAAUUGCGGCUUGACGAACUCGAGCGCUCAAAUACACGACUCGAGAGCCAAUCAAAGCAUUUUAAAGCUACUAAGGAGGAUCUGGAACGCGCUUUACGUACUCGCCAGGAGCGUAUCCUGGCGUUGGAACAGGAAAUAAAGCCGUUGCGAGAUUCGCAACACACCGCUGAAGAAACUUCGAAGCGCGAGAAACAAGCCUAUGGCGCUCUCGAAGUACAAGCGCGCAAGCUGACAGAGAAAUGCACUUCUCUACAGCAGGAAAACGAAAAACUAAAGACAAGAAUUGUAGAGCAAGCUGCGAAAUCGCCGCAGUUGAAGCGGAACAAUAGGGCUUUACUUGAAAAGGAAGAGCAACUUUCUGAACUGCAGGGUCAACUCCAGGAUUUGAAGCAUACUCUUGCUGCAAACAAAGAGACUCUUCACGAGUUGCGAUUGGCGCACCAAAAAGAACUCGACCGUUUACGCUUGCAGAUACAGGAUGCGCAAUCUGAGCCUGAUCUUAUCAACAGAAGACUCCAGAAAGAACUCGAAAUUCUCAAAUUCGAACUCGACUCUGUCAAGGAGACGAAGGCUAGAGAACUGGAAAUUCUGGAGACCAAAUACGCAGCAUUGAGAAAGGAAAAUCAUGGACUCUUGAAUCAAGACGAUCAUCACGCAGAACACUUCCAAAAAUUGAUAGCAGAGAAGGAUAGAGAGCUUUCUGACCUGGUAAAACGUUGCAGCGAUCUCACGACUCAGAGACUGCAACUAAGUCGGGAAUUGAGCCAUACGAGAAACUCUGAAAACGAGUACAAAGAAAAAUGGAAAGCCGCAAACACCAGACUAGAUUACAUUACGAAAGAGUUUGUAAACUUGCGGCAGGCCACUGAGGAGUCAGGACGAGACCCUGGCUCUUUCAAUGAGACGCGCGACGCACGUUGGCUAGAAAAAUACCAAAGCAUGAAGAAGAAACUGCUGGCAGAGUUGAAGUCAAUGCAAGACGAGAACCUCAAACUUGAGAAAAAAUUCUUACAAGAGAGAAGUGUAUCUUCGCGUGCGAAUAGACUCGGUUCGGACAGUUUGUCGCUGCAGGAUCAGCUCGACUACUAUAUGCUGCGGUACAGACGUGAGGUGAAGCACACCAACGAUCUCAAGGUCGUGAACGAGUACUUGAAUCGAGUGCUGAAAGCCAGCUCGCAGCACUUGCGGCUCGACAUUCUCAAGCUCGAAAGCGAGAUGCCCAAUUCUGCAUUGUUGGGCGAGCCGGGUCCAAACGUCGGUCGCUGGACAAGGGCCCCUCGGUUCAAGACCGUGGCUCUGUUUGUGCUAGCGUGCGUGCGUCUCAGACGCGUUGCUACGAGGUCCCGUCAGGACGCGCAGCGGCUCGGUUAUUUGCAGCGGAAAAUCGUUCUUGAUCAAGACAAAGUAACCUGGUGA
This is a messenger RNA of Lachancea mirantina, 2523 nucleotides long. Lineage: Eukaryota; Fungi; Ascomycota; Saccharomycetes; Saccharomycetales; Saccharomycetaceae. The record is from the annotation of a GenBank genome assembly.